AUGAGCGCUGCGGGGAGCUAUGGAACACUGUAUAAGGCACAGCAGAGUUACGUGGGGGCUGCAGGCCGCAAAGCUCUUGUAGGCUUCGUCGCCGGGGCUCUUAGUUCUGGUGGAGUGGAGUUUAAUAUAUGGGUUUUGCGGCUGGAGGGGCUAAAAGCCUUGCAUGAGGGGAAUGCGGUUGUGUCGCAGCGGCCGCGCGACCGCCGCCGCCCCGUGGCCGCCGCGUCGCGUCCGGCGCGCGGCAGGGGCGGAGGAGGGGAGGCGCACGCGCCAGCCGCCGCCGCAGUGGGCGUCGGCGCCCGAGGAGCGCCGAGAGCCCAGCGCGUUGCCUGCCGCGCGGCGACGGGACGCCCGCGCCGCAAGUGGGACACCAGUAAUGCGCGGGCGACGUCGGGCGCCGAGAGCCCCGACGACCUGCUGGCGGGCGCUGAUGCCGCCCGGUCGUCCUCGCACGCUCAGCAGGCGGUCGAGUCAGAGAAGGAGUACAGCGGCAGUUCAAUGACCGGCGCGCGAGCCGAAGGCGGCGGCCCAGGAGGAAUCAUCCCCAGCUACCCCGGAGUCCCCUCGGUGCCUGGAGUGCCGACCAGAACAUGUAAAGAUGGCUCUGUUAAUAAAGCUUUGUAUCUUGAUUAG
Gryllus bimaculatus (two-spotted cricket) is the source of this 633-nucleotide messenger RNA. The record is from the annotation of a GenBank genome assembly. Lineage: Eukaryota; Metazoa; Arthropoda; Insecta; Orthoptera; Gryllidae.